Meloidogyne enterolobii is the source of this 1362-nucleotide messenger RNA. NCBI's taxonomy places the organism in Eukaryota, Metazoa, Nematoda, Chromadorea, Rhabditida, Meloidogynidae. The record is from the annotation of a GenBank genome assembly.
UUGUCAUUCGUAUUUUGGGUCUUUUGUCUAUGGGUAUUCUGUCGUGAGGUCAUUUGUCUUGAGGUCUUUUGUCACUCGCCUAAAAUUUUCAGGUUCUGUAUUAUUUUUUCUUGUUUUCCAAUUUUAGUCUGUAAGAUUUAACUAACCAAUGCUGCGCGAUUAACAAAAAUCGAAUUUCAGAACCUUUAACUUUUUCUCUAUCGAAAAAUUUUUUUUAAAUCUUCAUUUUCUUUAGAUAAACUUUAUAGUGAAAAAUAUUUUAUUCCAAUGUCUCAUCGAAAGUUUUCUGCUCCUAGACAUGGGUCUAUGGGAUUCACUCCCAAGAAACGGUCAAAACGACAUGUUGGAAAGUGUAAGGCUUUUCCUAAGGAUGAUCCUUCAAAGCCUAUCCACUUAACUGCUUUUAUUGGCUACAAAGCUGGAAUGACGCAUAUUGUUCGUGAUGUUGAUAAGAUUGGAUCAAAAGUGCAUAAGAAGGAAGUUGUUGAAGCCGUAACAAUUAUAGAAACUCCGCCUAUGGUUAUUGUCGGCGUUGUUGGUUAUAUUGAAACUCCACGUGGCCCUCGACCUCUAAAGGCUAAGGCAUUUACUAAAUAUGCGAAGAAAUGGCAGGAUGAAGAUGGUCAAAAGUCUAUUGAAGCGGAUCUGAACAAAAUUAAGAAGUAUUGUGCCUAUGUUCGAGUUAUCGCACAUACUCAGAUGAAGCUAAUGAAACAUCGCAACAAAAAAGCCAACAUCAUGGAGAUUCAAAUAAAUGGUGGAACUGUUUCCGAAAAAGUUGAUUGGGCUCGUGAACAUUUUGAAAAGCAAAUUCCGGUGGAUCAAGUUUUCGAACAAGACGAAAUGAUUGGAUGUAUAGGCGUCACAAAGGGAAAAGGUUUCAAGGGUGUGACUAGUCGUUGGCAUACGAAAAAGCUCCCUCGUAAGACGCACAAAGGACUUCGAAAGUUCACAGUUGCUCGAGCUGGACAAAAGGGAUAUCAUCAUCGAACAGAAAUUAACAAAAAGAUCUACCGUAUUGGAAAAUCUUGUUUGACGCCUGAAGGAAAAAAGAACGGCUCUACGGAUUUUGAUACAACCGAAAAGACGAUUAAUCCAAUGGGAGGAUUUCCUCAUUAUGGACUCGUUAAUCAAGACUUCGUUAUGAUCCGAGGCUGUUGUGUUGGUCCGAAGAAACGUCCGAUCACGUUGCGAAAGAGCCUUAUAACCCAAACGAAGCGUUUCGCUUUUGAGAAAAUUGAUCUUAAAUGGAUUGAUACAAGCUCUAAAUUUGGACAUGGUCGAUUCCAGACGAGUGCCGAAAAGAAAGCUUUUAUGGGCAAACUUAAGAAAGACUUUUUAGCCGAAACAACCGUCAGUUAA